CCACAAUCAACCAGUGAAUUACCCGGCGCGUGUCCGUCAGUCCAUUUCGUAGUGAAGUGUUUACAGCCGAUCCUACUAAUUAAGACCAGCAAUAUGCAGACCACCAAGACAAUGCAGUUAUUCGCCGUUUCAGUCACCCUUUUCGUUGUUGUGAAAGCGCAGUACGACUUCCACGGAUACGGAGGCGGCCAUCAUGAAGAGCACCACGAUGACCAUCACUACCACCAUCCAACCCCAUACGGAUUCGGCUACGGCGUUCAGGACCACCACAAAGGCCUGGACUUCAAGCAGCACGAGCACAGCGACGGGCACAAGGUGAACGGCGAGUACGCAGUCCUCCUCCCCGACGGCCGCUACCAGAUCGUCAAGUACGAGGCCGACUGGAAGAACGGCUACCACGCCGACGUCAAGUACUACGGUGAGGCCAAAUACCCCAGCCACUACAAGCACGAGGAAUACGGCCACGAUUACGGCCAUGGGCUCGGUGAGGCCACCGGCUCCGCGUACAACAACUUAGGCCAUGGACACGGGCACGGCCAUGACGAACUCUCCGGCGCCGGAAGUGGGAAGCAUUAUGUCAAAACACCCCAGCCCCAGCACUAAGGACCCUUAAAAAGCCUGUCCUAAAGACCCGUAUCUCUAAUAUCUGAAUGGGUGGCAGCGGGCUGAUAGUUGAAAUUUAUAGACAAAGCAAUAGAGAAAGGAGAUAUAGGCAGUAUGGAACGAUUCUAUUUGCUUAAUUUGGGUGGUUGUUAUAGACUAAGGGAGAAAAUUAUGGACUAACUGAAGGGUCCCGCGUGAGUUGCCGUUAGUUAGUCUAUUGCCUACCUCCUUUGUCUAUUGCUACCACCAUAUCAUUUCUGUCUUCUUUGUCUAUAGCUUUGUCUAUCAAUUUCAACAAUCAGCCCGUAGGUGGCUGUAAGUGUCUGAGAGCUUGUCAUUGAAGGAUCCAGCAAAUUGGAAACAUUGUCUUUCCUCCAUUUAAACCUAUGGAAAUGUAUCGAUUCUUGGAGGGGCCAGGUGCUCCGACAAGAAUCGAUUAUUUAGCAUAGGUUAAAAUGGAGAAAAUCUGGUGUCGCCAAAUUGCUGAGAGGAAAGCUCUGAAGCUUGUUCGGCACCCCUGUCAGUAGUUCUGAACGUCUCCGGUUUUAUUGAAAAACAAUUUAUGAUAUCUGGUGUUAUCUUCAGCUCCUAUGAAUUUUUUCUCCUUUAUGAAAAAGUAUAUCAAAUAGGUCAACAGCGCUGUGGUCAAAAUUCACUUAUAUCGUCGUCUCCGAACGAAGGAACGUAGCUCUACUCCAAGGUUGCAAAAUUGACUCAAGCAAUUCUAUAUUUUACAAAAAUUUACCUGUGCAAUUUUUGUCCAGAAUUUCACAAGACAAGAGAAAUAAUCAGGGAAGUUUUUAGUCAUAGGAAUGCCCAAGUUUCUCCUUGUAAAAAUACAAUUAACGGAAGGAAAUUUGGCAGCAUUGGAAUGUAGUACGUUCUUUCGUUAGGAAAACGAUAACAACUUGUGUAUUUCAUCAAGUAAAGCUCUUUUCGUCCGAGUAAAUGUAGGAUAAAUGUAGGCAAAAAAAUAUGUGAUUUGAAAUUCCCCUUUACCUUUAGCUGUUACUAUGCUUCCUUUCUUCAUUGAUUUUGUGAAGAAAUUAACCCGGUGCCUUAGACAAAUUUGAUGACAUGAUAUUCGGGCUAUAGUUGAAGCAUGUAAUAAAUUCGGAAAAAUUAUGAAUCAUAGGUUCAGAAAAUCGAAUAUUAUUGGAGAUACGGGUCUUAAAGGCCAAAUUGUUUUCGUCCCCCUAUUACCAAAGAUGAAUCAAAUGUUUGAGUAAAAUCAUCUCAGGGUUUGUUAUUGCCAGUGGCGUGUCGUGGUUUGCGAUUAAACUGCCAUUGAUCUGCCAUUUGAACCUAUGGAAAAGAAUCGAUUACCAGGGCGUACCCUAAUAAUCAAUUCUUUACCAUAGCUUUAAAUGGGAAAAUGUCCAUAGUCGAUGAUUAACGCCUCGCAACUGGUUUUACCUUCUGUUUUUCUUGUUAACUUUUGUUCAGCACAAUGGUUUGCUGACAACACAAAUAUGAAAUUUGAUUAAUUUGUGGCUCACUGUUUCACAACCAAACAAUUGUAUCAACAAAUCAAGCCCCGGUGCAAAAUUUUUCAGCUCAAUAUCAAGCACAUUAAACGUUGGUGAUAUAUUAAAUCACCCCAUCAAUGGUAUUGAGAAAGUUUCACAUUUUAGGACCAGACCGAUGAUAAUGCUCAUUCUCCUUUUAUUUUUAUAGUGUUGUUAUUUUGCAUGUUCCUCGACUUAUUGCAUUUAAUUUAAGUUUAAACUACGCGACAGCAAAAAGCAUUAAAUGUGAUGUUUUGUAUCUUCAAAGAUACAAGUGUAAAUCAGCUAGCGAUAUUGUUCUCGUUUUAGCUUAAAGAAAAUUGCAAAUGUGCGUCUGUGUAAAUAGAUUGUACUUUAAUUAUAGUUUGUACGUGAUCGGAUUAUUUGUAUAAAACUGUAUGAGUGAAAACUCAAAACAUAAAAUAUAAAAAUUAAAAAAAAUGA
Messenger RNA from Bemisia tabaci, 2555 nucleotides. RefSeq lists its product as uncharacterized. The record is from RefSeq and is a predicted model, not a curated record. Gene Ontology annotation, cellular component: extracellular matrix. Lineage: Eukaryota; Metazoa; Arthropoda; Insecta; Hemiptera; Aleyrodidae.